Messenger RNA from Sardina pilchardus (European sardine), 4793 nucleotides. RefSeq names its product CDC42 effector protein (Rho GTPase binding) 1a (gene cdc42ep1a). The record is from RefSeq and is a predicted model, not a curated record. Gene Ontology annotation, biological process: regulation of cell shape; positive regulation of pseudopodium assembly; positive regulation of actin filament polymerization. The coding region runs from base 2544 to 3842 and encodes 432 amino acids. The transcript is spliced from 3 exons. Gene Ontology annotation, molecular function: small GTPase binding. Lineage: Eukaryota; Metazoa; Chordata; Actinopteri; Clupeiformes; Clupeidae. Gene Ontology annotation, cellular component: membrane; cytoplasm.
UCCUUCUACUGGCUGCAGUCCGCUGUUGUAGCGGUUUGCUCAGAGUUAUACAGUAGAUUACUCCAGGCAGAGCCACAGAAACUUCGGCAGUGUUUAGAUAAAGUUAUAAAGUAUUCAAACAUUUGAUAGUUGGGGAGAUAUAUGACAUACUGUCCUGGAUUAUACGGAAUUGUUCCUGGUCGUGUGGUCUGAAUCAAAGUUCAAAAUGGCAGUCAGCAGUUGAAGAACCUCUCCUAGGCCAGGCAGCCAAACUCUCAAGAGGACUGAAGAGGCAUUUUGGGGAGAAUAGAAGAGUGAAGGGGGGCCCUGCCUUAGGGGGAACGCUGGGAUUAGAGGCUAAUCCAGGACAAAGCCAAUCUCAGUGGAGCAUCUGCAUUUCUCGGUGCUCCUCAAGACCCCAGACUGUCAUCCAGAUUAUUUCAUUUAAUUUAUUGCCUUUUAAAGACUUAGCUGCUUUUUCCCCCUCCUUAAACUCCCAUGUUCUUUGCUACGCCUGCCGAGCGGUCGGCCGGAUUUGCUUAACUCUGAAAACAACGGAUCAGGAGGAGAGCGAGCGCAAGGCCCGAGAGAGAGAGAGAAGCCGCGUGGGUCGGGGGGAGAGACGGGGGGGCGUGCUGCGAGUGUUUACUGUGUGGGAGGAUCAAGUGUCGGCCCUGUGUUCGAGGAGCUCCGCUGAUCAGAGAGCGUCUGCUGUAGUGCUGCACGGCGUGAGGGUGAAAGGUCGGCGGCGGAGGACAGCCAGUAACCACUCCGCACCAGACGUCAGGAGGCCUCGCAGUCCGAGGCUUUUCCUCGAUACCGUUUGACCACUACUGUGGGACACUUAAGACAGUAAGGAGUUUGGCGUCGGUGACACGUUGUACCCCAGCGUGUCCAGAAACAGGCCGAGGAGCAGCUUUUCCGUGUCGUCCAGUAGCUUGCCAUCACCCUGAGGAUCUCUCCCUAGCGCAUGCGGAGCACGUGAGACCUGGUGGCGCGGGAGAGAUGCCAGCAGGUUCUGGAUGAAUGAUGACAUCCAGGAAACCCAGCACAUCAAACCCUGCGGCCGGUGCCGUCACCGAAAUCCGGGGCUCGCUCCCAGCUGUGGCUUAGGAUCCGCGUCUCUCCACGCGCUGGCACCAGGCCUAGCAACCAAACUUAGAAAAGGGAGCAACGUCGGGGGAAAUCAAAGGCUGGACAGAGCAGGGGUGGCUAGUGGCAAAUUAGAGGGCUUUCUCAGAAUCAGAUCUGACGCAAUCCCACAGAGGCUGCCCCAUAACGGGUCAUUAAUGAAGUCAGGCUUGUCAGCCAGUCAUGGUAGAAAGCUUUUAAAAGCGACAACAGCUCACAAAUGUGUGCGACUUUGUCAAAAUAUUUAAGGAACAAUAUCCAUCACUCCGCAGCCUUGCAAUAACAAAUAGAGAGUACAGUGUAGUCUCAGUUGGCAAUGUUAAAUUAACAAGUUAUCUUUAGCAAUAAAAGGGGACAUGUCUUAGUGCAUUUCUUAUCUUGUAACAGCAAAUGUCACUGGCAGUUUAAGUAUAAACGGGUACGUCCUCUGAGAGGGCUUGCAAGUGUUUGAAAACAUUGAACUGUUAGUUUAACUUAGUGGGAUUUAGCCCAUGAGGAGCACUUUGUUUUGUUUUAUAAUAAAAUAUAGAGUGGGAUUUUUUUUUCCUGAGGAAGGAACUGUACCCAUUUUUGGGAGUGUUCUUAAUUAUGAACUAAUCCAGGAAAGGGAAGCACUGGAGUUCCUUUGUAGUUCCUUUUGUCAGGCAAACUAGGCUGGAAAGUUUGUCUGUUGGCUAUUUUUGAGGUCACUGACAGACGAGUCGGAGGAAUUUAAUUACAAACAUUUUUAGAGGAAAAAGGACUUUAGCCCUGGAGAACUGGGUUGUGUUGCCUUCUAGCAAAUCAAUCAAUAUGAGCAAACACUGAAGCUCACUGCCAACAGCAGAACAAGAGUGCUCGUUUUAUUGUGUACUCUAAAUGAGUGAGCGGAGCUGAAGUUUAGCCGUCUUUGUAAAGAGGACCUAAAUGGUUGCAGGCAUUGACUGCAGGACUAUCUCCAUCUGGAGCAACAUUUAUUUCGAAACUGAUGUUUUAUAAACCAGAAACCCAGAGCAACUUUGGAGCCCGGCAGCCCUGACCACAUACCCACUGUAGGUUUCCAGCAACCGGGGACAUGCAUAUUUUCAACUCCCAUUUCUCUUGACAGAGGCCUUCUGGAUAUGGACAAGUACCGGUGCCAGGAAUGGUACUCUGGCUUUAUGAAUAGCAUAGAAAAAAGCAUCAGUAGGAGCUACAACUACAACUGAAACAGCACUGUUAGAUCACUGAGUGGAUUGACUGAGGUGAACGAGGGAAACAGUUCUGCCAUAUUCAGGUUUCCUCCUUUGGAGCGACUGCAUAGGAGAGACCCACUGAGGAAUACAGAGGUUUUGGACUGCUGCUUUUGUCAGUGUUUGAGGGAUUUGUUCACUGAAAGGAUCCAAUUUUUUCAGACCUUUCGCAACAGAUUUUGUUUGUUUUUGUUUGUAAAGCCGGCUGUGGUCACCAGCAGCAUGAACCUGGGCAAGCUCUCUGGCCUGAAGGGGUUGGUGUCCAACUCCGGUGGCAAGCGCAAGUUCAAGGGCGAGUUGACGGCGGACAUGAUCAGCCCGCCGCUCGGCGACUUCCGACACACCAUGCACGUCGGGCGCGGCGGGGACGUCUUCGGCGACACAUCGUUCCUCAGCAACCACGGCGGUUCGGGGUCCAACGGCGGCGACGGAGGAGGAGGAGGCAGCGGCGAGGCCGCCGGCAGCGCUCCGAACACCGCGCCCUCCACGCCCGGCAAAACCGAGGGCUUCUUCACGCGCACGCUGCGCCACGUCCGCAAGACGCCCGACCCCCGGUCCCCGGGGAGCGCCAACAAGGAGCCGUCCCAGCCGCCGCCGGUCGUCUCGCCCAUCAUCAAGAACGCCAUCUCCCUGCCCAGGCUGGACGUGGACUCGCCCAAUGGCUGUCCAGUCAAGGUGCUGUUCCCCAGCUCGCCCAAGUCACCUGAGGACUCCAGCUACUCCUAUGGUGUGGAGUCCGGCUUCGUCACUCUGCCUCGCCUGUCCCGCUCGGAGCGGCAGCAGCAGGGCGCCUCCUCCACCUGCUCCCCGGACGCCUCGCGGGGCUCGCUGACCGACCUGCCCGUCCUGGCGCCGCUCUCCGUCCCGGUCACCAGCUCCAGCUACGACCCCGACUCCCUCUCCUUCUCCGGCUCGCUCACCUCCUUCACCCUGGACCUGGGCCCCUCCCUCAUGAGCGAGGUCUUCAGUCUGAUUGACAUCCCCCGCAGCCAACGGCAGCUCACCGACACGGUUCCCGGUGACAUCGACGUGGAGGAUGAGGAGGAGGAGGAGCCCGACACGACCUACGACUACCCGACCUCGGUGGCCGCCAACAGCCACCCCCACCCCAACAGCCGACCGGAGGUGGACUCGGCCACGGUGUCUCUGGUGGACUCCCUCCUGCGGGAGGACUACAGCGGGAGCAAGGCCCUGUACGGCCUGGACUGGGGCGAGGACGAGUCCCUCCGGGGGUCCACCACCGCAGACAGGCCCCUGAUGGGGGCCGGGAGCAGCGGCCGCGGGAGCAUCACCAGCAGCGGCAGCAGCAGCGGCCGGCACCACGCCGCCCAGGCCAUGGACGCCGAGCAUUUCCAGAGGGCCACUGAUGUGCUGGCACGUCACUACGGCAGCGGCGGGUCAGGGUCAGGGUCGUCCGGGUCAGGGUUCCACCAAGGCAGCACCCUCACAGACUCGACCAGGUCAAGCCAGAGGAGGGUGCCGUACCUCUACCCAGACGAGGAGGAGGAGAUCAAAGUCUAGUGUCCAGAGGGGGGUUAAACUAGAGAUGGACACUAGCAAAUUGCAACCAGUUGAGAGUUUUGGAACAUAGCCUAUUUUCUAUCAACACGUUCCUUCUUUUUUUAUCUAAUUGAAUUUUGAAUCAAUCGUGAUCUGACGAUAAGGAAAGUAAUUGGACUACACAUUGCCUCCUACUAUUCCUCAUUACAAGUAAUGAAAGGGUAUGAAACAUUCCUCUUUGCUGAAGAGAUGGAGCUGAAGCUUUAGCCAUCAUAUACUGGAGUCAGAAAAGAUGUCCACUUUUGAUAACUUUAUUCUGUAGACGUUGCAGUACAGUGAACGGGAAAUGAGUGGUUAUGGAGUCACUUAUCAGGUAUAUCUUUUGAGUCAUCAGUCUGACCUGGUGGACAUUUUAUACACACAAUACUCUCAGGCUAGUCGUGGUGGGAGGGUUUGAUACUCUGUCCCAAAAUACUCUACAACUGUGUCCACAUUUGUAUUGAAUGUACACUUUUUGUAUUUUAAAUGCACAAGUGGUUAACACUAUCGUAUAUGACCCUAUUGCAAGAGAUACUGCCUCACUCUUUUUAUCGCUUGAUGUUCAAAUAAGAGACUAGAUUGAAAUGAUUAUGUAUCUACAGCAUUUUCCGGGAGAGAUAUAAAUAGCCAUACUGUAUGUCUUCUCUGCCUCUCACUGUAAUCAUGGAUUUGAUCUGACUGACUCACUGGUUGAUGAACCAUCCGUGGUCAAACUCUUCAGUGACUCACCCAGACAGUGGACACUUCAGGAUUCUGAAGAUGCUUUGACUGAUUCACUCAGAGACUUGACUUGAAUGUGAGGCAACGUGUUUGUUUGUUUGUUUGUUUUUAUAUUAUGUUUGUUAGCAAGUAAUGAAAAUGCACAUGUACACAAAUAUGCAACAUUUCACCAGAGCUAUUGUUUAAAAGUACAAUAAAGUUCCUUAAAGUAUA